Messenger RNA from Lingula anatina, 2508 nucleotides. RefSeq lists its product as uncharacterized. Gene Ontology annotation, molecular function: ubiquitin protein ligase activity. The record is from RefSeq and is a predicted model, not a curated record. Gene Ontology annotation, biological process: regulation of cell adhesion; protein ubiquitination. Lineage: Eukaryota; Metazoa; Brachiopoda; Lingulata; Lingulida; Lingulidae.
GUGUACUUCAUUGAAUCAGCAAUGAUAUAUGACAUCCUUACAGAGCUGGAGUUAGAGUCAGAAGAGGGAGCUUCAGCAGGCUCCAGCGUUGAAUCAGUCCGUAAGAAUAUUUCACUCAAACUGAAAGGAAAAACCAAAGCCAGGAGAUCCGAUCCCAAGCCCAAGCCUGUCCAGCACCCUCCUCCUGCCCUUGAGCCAGUAGGUGGACAGAGUGACCAGUUGAUGUCCCCUACUGGCCAUGGAAGUGAAGGAGAGCCUGACUCACCAUUUGAGCAGAAAACAAGGUGGAAUCACAAGGUCAACUUAAUUGGGGAGAAAGUGGUUGACCCAUUGAUUCACUGUUGUGAUAAAUGUGAUCUUCCUAUUCUCAUAUAUGGAAGAAUGAUUCCUUGUAAGCAUGUGUUUUGCUUUGAUUGUGCAAAAAAGACAGACAAGAACUGUGCACGAUGUGAUGACCCUGUCCAGCGUAUAGAACAGUCAGCUUUAGGAUCAGUAUUUGUCUGUACAUUUGGCGGAACUAAACAUGGAGUAUCAGGUUGCCGACGCACCUAUUUAUCCCAGAGAGACCUCCAGGCACAUGUCAAUCAUCGCCAUCUUCGAGAGGGACAGCAGCCAUCCCCCCACCAGGCUCCCCCCGUACAGGAGUACAGGCCCCAAGCAGAGACGAUGCACGUCCCUCAAGCACCGCAACAUGUGGUCUAUCACCAGCAGCCUCCCCCCGAGGACAUGCACCGUCACCACAGUGGGGCACACCAGCCGCAGCCACACCCACAGGGCCCCCCUCCCCAGGCCCAUCUCCCCCCACAACAGCACUUGCCCCAUGGCAGACCUCCCCCUGUGAGCUCCCCAUUGGAGUACAAGCCACAUCACAACACCUCGAGGACUAAUCUAAUCACUGUGCAGAUCCAAGACGAGGGUCGGGAUAAGAGUAGGGGGCAUUACGAACACAGCACAACAAACUUUCCCCCUCAGGGCCACACCCCUUCUAACUAUCCACCCCCUGGGCACCAACCCCAGCCCUAUUAUGCUCCCCCUCACCACGGGCCUCCCCCCUCUACUGGACCCCCUCAGCGCACCCCCAUGAGCCAGCCCCCACAGAUGUCACAACCACCCCCCAUGUACACAACCAGCCACCCUGGGAUGGCAGGGGGACCACCCCCACGACACGGACCACCCCCUCAGAGGUACCCUAGCCCACAUCCCCAGUAUGAGGAGGGGCCCAUGACACCUCCUUGGAAUCCUCCCCCACACUCGAGGGGUCCUCCCCCUCCUAGGGCAGGGGGUCCUCCUCAUCAGCCCUACUACCAGUAGUGUUAUAACAGGUUCAAAACUUCAGUUAAUCUGAAAGCAUGUUUUAUUGGUGAGAUGUGUUUCAUUAAAGACUCACAAUUGAAAUUUGCCUUUCAGAGGUAUUCUCAGAUUAGUGGGAAAAGUUUUUAAUGUAUGGAUUUUAAACUUUGAGCAGUUUACAGAAGGUGCACAGAAUGGUUAAACCUUGGAUUAUGGAGAGAUUGGCUGGUUUAUUAUUUUUUUUUUUCUCAGUGAAAAUAAUUUUUUUGUGAAAGAUAUUUACAGAUCAAGAGAGACGCUUAUGGCAACCCUUUUCGGAUUUCUUACCAUGUGAAAAUUUGCUGAGAGAAGUGCAGUAUUUUUUUCAUACCUUUAUACCACCCAAGCCUUCUUACCAUGUGAAAAUUUGCUGAGAGAAGUGCAGUAUUUUUUUCAUACCUUUAUACCUCCCAAGCCAAAUCUUGGAUUAAUAAUUUAUUUAUAUUAUAAUAGCUGUGCGGACAGGUCUUUUGAUAUUUUUGUAAAAGACGUGAACUGCAUUCCAUCACAUUUUUGUUAUCACCAAAAAGUUUAGGUUUUGUAUUCUUGCCAAACAAGCAGGAUAUGAAGAGUGUUCAUGUAUGAUUAGGUCAAAAUGCAAUUUGUUAUUUCAAAUACAGUAGCCUCUUCAUAACAAGUCGUCUAUAAAAUGGAUUUUUUUAUAUCUGAGUUUGUGAACAUCACCUUGGUCAAAGUUUUGUGUAACUUGAAAAAAGUUUUUGUUCCAAAGUGGCCAAGACAUGUAGUCUGCUGUAAACGCAAAUUUCAUAGACCAAAAAAUAUGUUCUAACAGGCCAUUUAAAUAAACCUGCAGAUGUUAGCUGAUUUAUUCUUAUUUCUACAUUUUGUAGUUCAGUGUUGUCUAUACUGUGGUAUGGUUAAGAUUUUCAUUAAAAAUAUAAUUAAAAGAUUGAUAUAAAUUAAGAGUCAUUUUUCUGAAAGUCACUUACUGAUUGUAAGUACUCGUCACUAAGCAACUUUCUAACUUGAAAUUUUAAAUUUAUGUUGAACAACUUUGAAGUAGUAGGUCUGUUCUUAGUUUUAACUAAGAAUAAAAAAAUAGCAUUCUUUAUGUAAACCAAAUAAAUUUUAUGAUACCAAAGACUGAGUUACAUGAAGUGGUUAAUAAAUUCGACGAUUGAUGAUAUUCUCUGCCAGAGUACAUCUAUGUGAUAACGU